Messenger RNA from Euleptes europaea (tarantolino), 1101 nucleotides. Its product is annotated as mas-related G-protein coupled receptor member H-like. The record is from RefSeq and is a predicted model, not a curated record. Lineage: Eukaryota; Metazoa; Chordata; Lepidosauria; Squamata; Sphaerodactylidae. The coding region runs from base 1 to 1101 and encodes 366 amino acids. Gene Ontology annotation, molecular function: G protein-coupled receptor activity. The transcript is spliced from 4 exons. Gene Ontology annotation, cellular component: membrane. Gene Ontology annotation, biological process: viral process; G protein-coupled receptor signaling pathway.
AUGGACCGCUAUAUGUCCAAGCAAGGGAAGCACCACGAAAAAGGGUAUCUCUCCCUGUUUUGGGCUCUCAGAGAGAACCCAGUUGGCGGCUCGUUCUGGCCUGGCAGUGCCCCCGGAGGGGGCGCCAAAAGAGAAUCCCCACAAUCCUACGUGGAUCUUGUGCAGCAGAUCAUGGCCACCCACAAACCCACCGUCUCGGAUCUCCAUGCCCUUCUUGCAGCCUUGCUCAACUCUGAAUCUAACAGGCAAGUUCUUAAAGCAGCUAAAAAGUUAUGUAUUUGCAUCAUUGGACUUGUGGGGAAUGGAAUUGUCAUCUGCCUUCUUGGUUUCCACAUUAAAAGGAGCCCUUUCACUACGUACGUCCUGAACUUAGCGGUUGCUGACUUUGGGGUCCUUCUCUUGCCAUGUCUGGGUUGUAUUUUAGAACUAUUCAACCUAGACUUUCCCACUUGGUUUCCCACUUGGUUUAGUUUGUUUCUAAUAGUUAUACCAUUUGCACUCAUGUAUGAGGCGAGUCAACUUCUACUGACAGCCAUCGGCAUUGACAGGUGUCUGUCCGUCCUCUUCCCCAUCUGGCAUCGAUGCCAUCGGCCGCCACACCUGUCCACCAUUGUGUGUGCCCUCAUGUGGGUUCUUGUCUGCCUGCCCCUAGGAAUUCUAGCAAUUGUCAAUUUCAGGUACUUCAAAAAGAUAUUUCUUUUCUGUCCAUUUAUUGUGGGUACUUUUCUUUGCCUCCCUCUUGUCACUAUUUCCACUGCGAUUCUGUUGUUCAAAGUGUUCUGGAAAUCACAGCAGCCUCAGAAGGGAAAGCCUUUAACCCUCGUCUUACUUACUCUCCUUUUCUUCCUAAUCUUUGCUAUCCCCCUGAAUGCUAUGAUCAUAAACGAUAACUUUACUGAUUUUGAACAUUUCACUCUAAGAGUUUAUGGCGGAUUAUGCAUCUGUCUAAACAGCUGUGUCAACCCAGUGAUCUAUUACUUGGUUGGGAGAAAGAAGAGGGGUCAACAAUGGCAGAGCAUGAAGGGCAUACUCCAAAGGGCUUUCAAGGAAGAGGAAAGGCAGAGAGAGGAACAAGGGACCAUAGCUGAAACCAACGUUUAA